AUGGCAGCAAUGAAAUUCUCUUCUACUAUCCUUGAGGCCCUCAACCACCAUGCUACUCAGACCCCAGACAAGGUUGUUUUCACCUGGGUUGACAUCAGGUGCAAAGAACAACGACGCAUGACAUUCAAGCAGCUAGAGGAUGAAUCAAAUGCGGUGGCUCAUCGUCUCCUCAAAUUGGGAUGCAAGAAAGGAGAUCAUGUAAUGGUGGCAUACCCCUUUGGCCUUGAGUUCUUGGCUGGCAUGUUUGGAGCCAUGAAGAUUGGAGUGAUUCCCUGUUCCAUCUAUCCACCCAACCCCAACCAGCUCAAGACUGAUAUGCCCAAAUUCCGCCGAUUUGCUGUGGAUGCUGGAGCCAAGUAUGCUCUCAGUACUUCAGCUUUUGCCACUGCCAUGACUGCAGUCAGUGUCCUCUACAAGACUGGAGUGAAGUGGAUUGGAACUGAUCAACUUCCAAUAAAGAAAAGCAACCCCAAAAAGCCCAAACAUUAUGAGAAGUUUGAGGGACGGGUAAUCGAAGUCUGCUUUAUCCAGUACACAUCGGGCAGUACUGGUCGCCCCAAAGGAGUCAUGAUCAGUCAUGGGAACCUAGUAGAAAAUUGCAUUGCUAUUUCUGCCAUGUCUGGUACAGACGCUUCGAAUGUUGGCACUACAGUUGGAGCCUUGUGGGUGCCACAAUACCAUGACAUGGGGCUUGUUGCAGGCUUCAUGACUACCCUGUAUUUUGGAACUUCCCUGGUCAUGGCAUCCCCUUUGGAUUUUGUUGUCAACCCAGUACUAUGGAGUGAUAUGGUAGAGACCUACAAGGCCACCCUUACUUGUGCCCCAAACUUUGCCUAUGCCUUGCUCCUAAAGAGGUUGGAGCAGGCCAACCGAAAAGCUGACUGGACUUGUGUAAGGCGAGCCAUGUUUGGGGGUGAACCCGCCCAGAGCCAUGUUGUGGAAGCUGCAGCAACGACCCUCUCCAUCAAGCCUGAGCAUGUAUACAACAUCUAUGGGCUCGCUGAGUCUGUGGUGUUUCUUACAGGUGGCUCCGCCUACCCUGACUCUGAAGGGCUUCUCUGCUGUGGUGAAGUAAACUCGCCAACCCUCAAGCUCCGAAUUAUCCAGGAUGGAAAAGAGGUUGAGGAUGGACAGGUCGGAAGCAUCUGGGCCCAAUCACCCCGGGUGGCAGCUGGGUACUAUGGCCAGCCUCAGCUUACUACAUCCACCUUUGCCAAUGCCUUGCCCGGCUAUGAUGGGACCUGGCUUGACACUGGUGACCUGGGCAAGGUUGUGGAUGGACAGCUCUAUGUUACUGGGAGAGUCAAGGAUGUUAUCAUUAUCAAUGGCAAGAACUACUAUCCAACUGAUGUGGAGCUCUCUAUUGAUGCACUCUUUGGUGAUAUUAUCCGCCCAGGGAGGACCACUGCCUUCCAGCAUGGGGAAGACAGUGUUGGUAUCACAGUGGAGGGUCGUAAAGGCUUUGACAAGUCGGGAAAUGAAGAUUUGGUAAUCAAGAUAGCCAACCAUGUGUCCCAAGACCAUGGGCUCUCUUCUGCAGAGGUGUUGAUUCUCAAGCUUGGUGUGACACCAAAGACCACCUCUGGCAAGCUAAAGCGAAGUGAGAUUAGGCAGAUGACCAUUGGUGGCAAUUGGAAAGAAUCUUCCAUAUUGCUUCAAUUCAAGAGGCAGGAAGCUCUUACUCCUCUUCAGAAGAGUCAACGCCCAUCUUUCCUUGAGAGAAGCUUUUCAAUGAAUGGCAUUGCUAGCAAUGAGUUUUACCUGAAUGAAGAAACCGAACAUGAAAUCAUGAGGCAAUCUAUGAGAGCUCUUGACUGUAACCUCGAAGAGCAGCCACAUGUUGCUAUGCAUCCACAUGUUGCUAUUGUCGGUGGUGGAGUUGCUGGCCUUAUUACAGCGCUCAGACUGUCCCAAAGAAACAUCAAAGUUACCGUGUUUGAGCGAAAUGAGCAGAUUGGCGGCCAUGCUAGAUACACAACAGUCUUUGGACAUGAACGCAACCCAGCUUUUGGCAUGUUCUGUGAAAGUGCAUGGCCAAACCUCAUGGCAUUGGCAAAGGAACUAGGUAUUGAGCCACUGGCUUUGGGAACAGCAUUGGAAGGGCGGCAUGCUGUGGACAUGGGGUCUCAUCAGAUCCCAAAAGCUGACCCAGCUGAAGUUAGCCGGUUCCUUGCUGAAAUGCAUCUUGUGUACAAGUCAGGAUCAGGGCUGGGUGAAAGCAUUGGGCAAUUCAUGGAUAGGAAAGGUUUUGACCAGCAUUUCAUUAUCUACUACUUCCUGGGGAAAAUGAUCAGUUUUUUUGCUGGCAAUUCAAUUCAACAGUUUCUGGACUACCCAUUGGAUUUGAUUGCUUGGUAUGUUGUGGCCAUUGGCAUUGCAAGUGCAGAUGAAAUGCUCUUCCGCCUGCGGAACAAGGAUUACAUGGAUGCCUUUGAGCAUAGGCUUAUGCGCCUAGGUGUGGACCUUAAGACUGGUUGUUCGCCAAUCAUCCAGGGCAGAGAUGGCACAGGUGUCUUAAUUUUCACAGGCACUGAAGAUGAUGACGUUCAGCACUUUGACAAGCUUGUACUGGCAGUACCUCCCAAUGCUGCAAUGCAGGUUCUUGGUGAACAUUGCUCUGAUUAUGAGGGAGCCCUGGAAGAGUUUGAUUGUCCAUUAGAGACAAUUGUUUUCCACACUGAUGAAAAAUGGGUAGAACCCAGCAUGAUUGAUGGAAUUUUUGCAAACAUCCCAGACUGUGGGACAUCCUUGCCCUCUUGUGAUGACACAAUCCCAUUCACAACAUCAUUGGCAAGUGACACUGAUAACAGGACCCCAAUCUAUGCAACUCAUGCCUAUUCCACAUUCAAUGAGUUGGACUUUGAUUCCCCCACUGAAACUAUGGCAUUCACCCACACCAAACUUACUCCAAAGGCAGAUGAGCUCAGAAAGGCUAUACUGGAGCAUCAAGGCGAAAACAACUCUUACUAUGCUGGUGGUUGGACUCGUGGUCUUAUGUUUCAUGAAGAUGCUCUUGUAAGUGGAAUUCAGGUGGCAAAUUCCAUCUUGCAUGAGUUGGGGGGAAGGCCCCACAAUAUUCUUGCAAGAACCAUAGCACCUGCAGAUGAAAAGACAAAUGGAGCUUCAAGCUUCAAAACAUUCCAUGCAGGAACUGGAGUGCCCAUUCCUGCAUCUGAAAGCAUUGUAAUGGCUGUCUUUGGGUUUAGUGUUGACUCAUCCAAGACUUGGGCAGAGAAUGGUAUGACUUCGCUAAAGAGCGCAGAACUGAGGAACAAGGUCGAGGAAGAUUUGCAUGUUGUUCUUCCAGCAAACUUUGAACAGAUCUACCCCACCCCUGCGGAACUAGCCAAGUUCUUGGAGGCAUCAGAAGGCCAAAGCUUUCCUGUAUAUGCCAUGGGCCAUCGAGAACUGGAGUGGAAUACUUCCAGGUCAAAGUGCAGCAAGCCAGUGCUUGCGAUACUCCAGGCCCUUGGAUCAAUUGUGAUUCUACUACUUCUUUUCAUUUCAAUUGUGCCAUCCUGUCUCCUUGUCUCCUGGGCAAUAAACCGAUGUGGCUUCUUGGAACAUGGACAAUGUAUGGAUCCAUUAUGGGUGGUCUUUAUGCCAACAGCUUUUCCCCUUUUCAUCUUUUGCUUCUCAUUCAUUGUGAUCAUCUGCAAGUAUGCUGUUGUUGGGACGUAUCAACCCAGACAGAUUGAACUCUUGUCAUGGGCCUACCUACAUUGGUGGUUUGUUGAUAGGCUCAUGGAAGUUUGGGAGUCAACGGUGGGUCACUUCUUUGUUGAGACAAAGUACAUCUGGAUCUUCUACUGGCUACUUGGAGCAGACCUAGCAUGGUCCACCAAGAUUGAGGCAUACAUCCGUGAAUUUGAUCUGGUCAAAGUGGGCAGCAACGCUACUAUUGGCCACUCAUUGAAGUGCAGGAAGUUCUCGCAGUCAGUUGAAACAGGGCCUAUGAUGACAUUCCGUCCCAUUGUGGUUGGGAACAAUAGCAGUGUGUCUGGAAUGGUCAGCCCAGGUACUGUUAUUGGAGAAAGCUGCAAAGUGGAAAAACUAUCAGCUGUUAAGGAAGGUGCUGAGCUCUCAAACAAUAUCCUGGCGAAGGGAAUUCCAGCAUACAAUUCAGGACCCUAUACCUGCUCCAUACCAUCACCGAAAGAGGAAGUUAUCCUUGAAAUCUUCAAAAUUGGAUGGACCACGGCUGAAGCAUAUCACUUCUUUGCACUAUCUUUUUUAACCCAUGCUUCCCUCAAUCAAAUCUUGCCAUCAUGGCGCUAUGCUACUGUUUUGCAUUGGAUCUUGGUUUUCCCAGCGUCCUCUUUCCUGGCACUCCUCACAAGCAUGGCUCUAAAAUGGCUUCUAAUUGGGAAACGAGAUCCAUCAGAAGACUAUGAUGGUUCACUAUAUCGUCGAGCAACCAAUUGGGCAUGUGACUUCCACUUCCGUGUAGCUUGCUGGACUCUUGCCCCCUUCUUUGGUCAGUCAAAGCUGUGGAACAUAGUCCUCUUCCUCCAUGGCCUUGACGUUGAUAUGAAAUCAGGCCUCAACAACCCAUACCUCAUCUUCUACCCUUCCAAAGUGGACUUUGUUAAGAUCCGGAAUUCAUUUGUUGCCACAAUCUCUCUUGACUUUGGCCAGAAAGGUGACUCUAAGAUUGAGAUUAUCAACAGCAGUGUUGGCUACAAUGUUGUUCUACAUGCCGGUGUCAAGAUUAUGCGAUCAUCAAUUCCGCCAAGAUCAGACGUGUCAGACAGUGUCUACGAUUUGAACCAAUCUGGAGAUGCAUGGAAGCCUGCUUUGAUUAUGGACUUGUUCCUUCCAGAAUUGGUUCAAAUGCUCUUGAAUUUUGUGAUAUUUGCCUCCCUCAUUCCUGCCUAUGAGAUGGGCCUUGCUGCCACAAGAAGUUCUUCCAUUUCCAUGACUACAUGCGGGAUUGCGGCAGCCUUUGUUCUUCAACUGUUCCUGUGGCUACUUUCAUCCAGAGCAGUCGAAAGGGCCUUGAUGAUUCUGCCAAAAUAUGCUCAACAGAGCUUCUUUGGAGUUUACAUAAACCAUGUCUGGAUUUUUGGAGUAGUGAAUUGGCUUGUUUUCCUUCUCUAUGGAACUCCAAUGUUUUCCUACUAUGCACGAUUGAUGGGUGCAACAGUUGAAGGUGAGCUUUGGUACUUUGGCAAUGCUCUCUAUGAGUAUGAGUGUCUACAUUUUGAAGGAAGCACAAUUAUUGAUAGUGCCCAUGUGAGCGGUCACUAUCUUGAUUGCAAUGGGCUUACCAUCAAUGAUACCUAUGUGUCUGGGUUGUUGCAUCCAGGUUGCUAUGCUUCUGCUGGAUCCGUGGUAUCUGCUGCCGAACAUGGUCCAUGGAAAGUGUUCUUAAGGCAUAUUGCAUCUCUCAAGAAUUCAACGGCACUUCAAAGUGAUUCAACCUUCAGCAAUGCUGAUGUUCCAUCUGACCCAGUUUAA
Seminavis robusta is the source of this 5460-nucleotide messenger RNA. The record is from the annotation of a GenBank genome assembly. NCBI's taxonomy places the organism in Eukaryota, Bacillariophyta, Bacillariophyceae, Naviculales, Naviculaceae.